Molecule: messenger RNA, 1654 nt
Organism: Gamsiella multidivaricata
Lineage: Eukaryota; Fungi; Mortierellomycota; Mortierellomycetes; Mortierellales; Mortierellaceae
Exons: 4
Coding region: 311-1555 (414 amino acids)
Cellular component (GO): cytoplasm
Molecular function (GO): electron-transferring-flavoprotein dehydrogenase activity; flavin adenine dinucleotide binding
Source: RefSeq, a predicted model, not a curated record
CGGGAGGAGCCUACGAGAUUUGUGUGGCCAAUAGUAAAUGCCCUCCCAGUUAUACGAGAAAAUGAUCUCGAGACACUUGGGUAUUAUAACAGGGGUACGCGGGAUAAGGUUGGGGAUAAACUAUGACAUAAAAGGUAAUGAUUGUAUUCACUUUGCCCAGAUAACGCUCCAUCUGAUAACUCCUGACAAUCUGACAAUCUGACAAUCUGAUAAAAGCACCCGCUUUUCUUCGUUCUUCCCCUCCACUCAUUUCUCACACAUUUACAGCUAUCACACGCUCCAUUGCCCCACACUUGCCUAUUUCCUAACAAUGUCUCCAUUAGUCGCAGAGAACUCAAGCGUCAAGGAUACUACUGCCACUAUGGCGCCCUCUGCUGUUCAGAAGAAGAACGUCGUCGUCAUUGGUGGUUCUUGUGUUGGUAUUGGUGCCGUACUGAAAGGCAAGAAGAUUCUGCCCUCGACCCAUCGCCUCAUCGUCAUUGAGAAGCACUCGCAUUUUCAUUACAUGUUUGCUUUCCCCCGCGCUUCUGUCAUUGCUGGCUGGGAGAACGAGCUCUUUGUGCCCUUUACCAAGAUGUUCGAUUCACCUGAAAAGGGCCAGGUUAUCCAGGCCCUAGCCACCAACAUCACAAAGACCCAUGUCGAGCUAGACCGGUCUGUGGAAGGAUUCGGCACCAGCGUCGAGUAUGAGUACUUAAUAUAUGCCACAGGUGCCCGCCACCCAGAGCCGGGUAACCUGAACGACCACGACACCAAAGCUGCAGCAAUCCAACGACUCAAAGAGAUGCAAGAAAAGAUCCAAAAGUCGACCAAGGUCAUGUUAGUCGGCGGUGGUGCUGUUGGGCUGGAGUUGGCGGUCGAAAUUCGAGAGCAUUUUCCACAGAAGGAGGUGAUCCUGGUCCACUCGCGGGAGAGGUACAUGCCCACGUAUAAGUAUGCCCUGCAUGAAAAGGCAGUCGAAAUUCUGACAAAUUUUGGCGUGCGCCAGAUCAUGAGCGACAGAGUCAUCGUCCCUGAAAGCGGGUUUGUAGAUGAUUUCAAGAUGAUUAAAGUCGCUACUAAAGGCGGCAAGGAAAUAGAGUGUGAUCUUCAGAUCCUUUGCACGGGAAUGACACCUCAAAGCGCUCUGCUCGGCAGACUAUCGCCUUCCUCCAUUAACACCGCUAACCACCUGGUCAAGACCAAGCCAACGCUGCAGAUAGCCGAUGACAAUUUCCCAAACAUCUACACUGCAGGCGAUGUCGCUGAUCUCGAGGAAGUCAAGACCGGCGGUGCUGCUUGGUAUCAAGGCGAACUAUGCAUGCGUAACAUCUGCAAAAUGAUUUCCAACCCCAAUAUCCAGACCAAAGGCUUGCGCACCCAUACCCCCAGGGCCCCUCAUAUCUUCUUGUUCUUAGGUGUCGCCAAAGCUGCAGCUCAGGUCAAACUUUUUGGCCACAUCUUUGUUACGGCCUGGGACUUUCUCCUCAAGUGGCUCUUUAGCUACAACGUCCAUGCUUCACGCGCCUGGACUUGGCUCGGUAUACCUUUGACAAAAGAGGCAGCCGACCUCUGAAGGGAGAAAAAGACGGAAAGUAAUAUAUGACAGGUGUUAUAGUAGAAUCGGAAUGCGUACACGUUAGGAUGUUAUAUGUGCCAAAUUACAAUAUAAAAU